CGCGGCUGACUGACUGCGUGCUCAACAUGUACCAGGGCCAUUCACAGGGGAAAGACUCUAGGGCUGCAGAUAAGACUGUUGCCAUGGUCCUGAAGGAGAUACCCAGUAAGGCGUCAGCAGAAGGGAAGCCCCUCCUCACUGUGACUACCAAGCUGGUGAGUGAACAACAAGAGAGCCGGCCGCUUCUAAGCCCUUCCAUCGACGAUUUCCUCUGCGAGACCAAAUGCGAUGCGGUGUCUCGCCCAGUGACCUCCAACACAGCUGUUCUGUCUUCAACUCUGGACCUUCUGGAUCUCAGUGAACCAGGUGAGAGGAGGAACAGCAAGGAAAAGAAGAGUCCCCUGUCCUCACGGGGUGACAGCCACAAGAGCAAUCAUCAAAGAAAGAAGACAGAUGAGACGGAGCUGAUCCAGGUGGAAGUUGAACAGACAGACUCCACCAUGCCAACAUCAGAGAGGGCAUCUCUCAACUCAGUUGGUUCACCUCUGGAUAAAUGGGAAGAACUGAACCCCAACCCAGAGAAAAAUGGCAACAGGAAAUGGAAUUUAGAAAGACGGCGUUCAUCCAAAAAUUCUUCCAAUGAAUUCCUGUGGUCCAUAGAGUGCAAAACACAAUUAGAGCCAUCAAAGAACUCAUUGGAUUCAAGUAGCAAAGUGGAGUCGGAGUCUGCCCUGGCAUCACAACUCAACAGGCAGUAUAUUAGUGGACGACAUGCCCGGCUAACUAAGGAGCAGCGAUGGGGCAGUGCCCUCCUGUCCAGACACCAGUCCCUUGAGGAGGAGUUUGAGCGAGCCAAGGCUGCCGUUGAGUCUGACACUGAGUUUUGGGAUAAGAUGCAGGCGGAGUGGGAAGAACUCGCUCGACGGAACUGGCUGACUGACAACGAGCAGGCGCAGAUUCCCUCCACUGUGUCGCCGCAUGAAAAGGGUUACUACUUCCACGAUAAUCCUUAUAAAGACUUGCCUAACGCAUUUGAAGAGGGACUAAAGAAGUCUCGAGGGGGAGACUUGCCAAAUGCUGUGCUUUUGCUGGAAGCAGCUGUCUUGCAGGAUCCUCAUGAUUCUGAGGCUUGGGCAAGUCCUGGGACCACACAGGCUGAAAAUGAGAAUGAACAAGCAGCAAUUGUCUCCCUCCAAAGGUGCUUGGAGCUCCACUCUAACAACCUCCCGGCGCUCAUGGCCUUGGCAGUGAGCCUGACCAACACUGGUAUGCGCCAGGACGCCUGUGAAACCUUGCUCUGCUGGCUGCGCCACAAUCCCAAAUACAAGCACUUGCUUAAGGGCAAGACCCACCUGAUGGGAUCCCCAAACUCCCAGCGAAGGUUGUCUCAUGUUCCAAUGAUCGGCAGACAUGAAAGCUCCCUACUACCCGAGGUCAAAGAGCUCUUCCUGGAAGCGGCUCAACAAAACUCAGAGACCAUUGACCCAGAUUUGCAGACAGGCCUCGGGGUGCUCUACAACCUCAGCAGUGAGUUUAACAAAGCCGUGGAGGCCUUCAGUACUGCGUUGUCAGUGCAGCCCGAGGACUACCUGUUGUGGAACCGCCUUGGAGCCACUUUGGCAAACGGGGACCGGAGUGAGGAGGCGGUGGAGGCCUACACACGGGCCCUGGAGCUGCAGCCCGGGUUCAUUAGGUCCCGCUACAACCUCGGCAUCAGCUGCAUCAACCUGGGCGCACACAGAGAGGCAGCCAGCAACUUUCUCACCGCAUUAAGCCUGCAGAGGAAAAGCCGGAGUCGUCAGCAGUCUCAUCAGGUGAUGUCUGGAAACAUCUGGGCGGCGCUGAGGAUAGCAUUAUCCAUGAUGGACCAGCCUGAACUCUUCCAGGCUGCUAAUAUUGGAGACCUUGAUCUUCUCAUGCGGGCCUUCAACCUGGACAUGUGAUCUACUCUCAGAUUUCCUCCCAAUCAGCAACCAAAAGCCGAAAGUGUACAAAUCAGAAAACACUGGAUAUUUACGUUAGACAACAGCGAUAUUUAUGCACAUCAGAAAAAUUGUUUGUACCUGUAAAGGAUCGAAGGAGCGGGUUUUCCAAGCGCGUGGACUGACUGCUGUGCGACAGAUUUGCACUUCAAUUUAAAACUUUCCCUCAAGAGCACAAGGGUGAGCAAAGAUUGUACGAGCAAUGCCUUAGAGAACACAUCAAUUAAAAACUGAAUCAUCCAGUGGAACAGAGCGAGCCAGAGACGAGCAGUGUGCAGAUCUGACAAAGGAACCCGUCACACGCGCCGUUUGUACAGAAGAGAUGAGGAGGUUUGGCUGGGAAAAGGUUUCAUUAUUACUUUGAAAGAUUCAAGACUCACCGCCCUGAAGGAUGGAUUUAGAGAAGAAACGAUAAAGACUAGGAACUCCAAAAUCUGUUCCUGGCUUGUUUUUAUCCUCUGUCACUGGAGAAUAAUGAGAAUAAUAUGAUAGUGCAUGAAUAAGCAUUUCCAUCAAUGGAUUCCUAUUUAAAAUGAACAUACCUUUAGAAAAAUUUCCCUUCCCAAGCGAACAAUGUCAUCAAUCCUUGUGGAAUGUGCAAGCCAGGUUGUAAAGCCUUACUGAAAAUGCACGUGAAAAAAAAUUUAUUUAUACUAUUUUUAUGGCAACAAAAAAGCCAUUUUCCAACUGCUUUCUUUUUCUUUAAUUAAGUGCUGUCUUCUUGAAAGUUUGCGAGCCUUUUUGUUUGGUUCUUGGCACCUUUGCUUCUCUGUUCCCCUUUAUCCUGACUAGUGGGAAGGAAUGCACAAAAAAAA
This is a messenger RNA of Thalassophryne amazonica, 2737 nucleotides long. RefSeq names its product peroxisomal biogenesis factor 5-like a (gene pex5la). Gene Ontology annotation, molecular function: protein binding. The record is from RefSeq and is a predicted model, not a curated record. NCBI's taxonomy places the organism in Eukaryota, Metazoa, Chordata, Actinopteri, Batrachoidiformes, Batrachoididae. Gene Ontology annotation, biological process: protein import into peroxisome matrix, docking. Gene Ontology annotation, cellular component: peroxisomal membrane; cytosol.